Molecule: messenger RNA, 1828 nt
Organism: Leucoraja erinaceus (little skate)
Lineage: Eukaryota; Metazoa; Chordata; Chondrichthyes; Rajiformes; Rajidae
Gene: abhd14a
Product: abhydrolase domain containing 14A
Exons: 5
Coding region: 158-937 (259 amino acids)
Cellular component (GO): cytoplasm
Source: RefSeq, a predicted model, not a curated record
CGGUCUGUGCUCCGUGGCCGCCGCCUCCGGCCUGCGCGCUGCGGCCGCCAGCAAGCCACGCCACCCCUACGUCAGCGCGCAGAGCCCCGGCCACCAAUCACAACCCGGCGGCCGAGGGACCGAGCUAGGAGCAGACUUCUCCCUUUUGAGGAAGAGUAUGAAAAUCUGUUCAUCCAGCCGAAGCAGUCUGCUGAUCUUUGUGCUUCUCAUUUGUGUGACAUUUGUAAUCUACUAUUUCCUCCCCAACGCCCUGCUUGCUAGCUCCAAGCCUACGAGGCUGCCUCAGUCACUGGGCAUGAUUCGCACACAACUGCUUUCCGUCAAUGUCACUCAAAAUGCAGGAACCGUGAAUGUGUUCUAUAGGGAAGCUCUACCUCCAGAAAAGGAUGGAGGAAGCUCACAGCCUAGACUGGAAGUAUUACUGCUGCAUGGGCAGGCGUUCAGCUCUCAGACCUGGGAAAGCCUUGGGACACUCAAUCUUCUCGCACAGCAAGGGUACCGAGCUGUAGCAAUGGACUUACCAGGCUUUGGAAAUACCCCACCAAUGGAGAUUGGGAAAAUGAACAAGGCUGACUUCUUGCUGACCUUCCUGAAUACUGUGAGACUUCAGACCCCAGUCAUGAUCAGUCCAUCAAUGAGCGGCCAAUUCUCCAUCCCCUUCGUGAUGCUUCACAGCCAGAGACUAAAGGGCUUUGUUCCCAUUGCACCUGUGGGGACAAAUGCCUACAGUGCCGAGCAGUAUCAGAAAAUUCAGACUCCGACACUCGUGGUAUAUGGAGAAAUGGACACAAAUCUGGGUGCACAGUCCUUGAAUAACUUGAGACAUCUUCCGCAUCACAGCAUCUCCAAAAUUCCUGCAGCCCGUCAUGCUUGCUAUCUGGAUGAGCCACAGAAGUUUCACGAUGCUCUGCUAGACUUUCUAACUAAAAUUCAGUGAAUGUAUGCUAUGCAGUAUGUCCUUGCCAAACAGUCGAGGUCAGUACUGAUGAGACACAAGAGACUGCAGAUGCUAGAAUCUUAAGUAUAAAACAGCUGUUGGAUAAUCUUCAUGGGUCAUUCAACAUCUAUCGAAGGAAAUGGACAGCUAAUGUUUUAGGUUGGGACCAGUUUAAAAAAAUCUGUCCAUUUCCCUCCGCUAGUUUUCAGCAGUUUGUUAUUGUACUCAAGACCAGUCCUGAACCAACUUCCAAAGCAGCUGAACUUCUCAACUUUCUCUAUUCUUAAAGAGAAACUCUGCAACAUGAACCCAUUUAAACAUAAAGCAUUCAAUAACAACAAAUACCAAUUUUUUGGGUGUCAACAAGAAGUUCCACAAAAAAUAAUUAAUCUAAAUAUUUGACAGAAACUGACAUUAAAAUUAGUUUUGCAAUGUAAAGUCAAGUUGUGGGCUGAAUGUUAAACAUACUGCAGUAAAACUCAAUCUGGAAUGCACAGGUCAGCAUACUUUUUGUCUAUUGAAUCUUAAUGUUAAUACUCAUCACUUAUACACUAGUUCAGUUCAGAUUAUUGUCACAUGUACCGAGGUACAGUGAAAAGCUUUUUGUUGCAUGCUAACCUGUCAGCAGAAAGACAAUACAUGAUUACAAUCAAUCAAUUUACAGUGUAUCGAUACAUGAUAAGGGAAUAACAUUUAGUGCAAGGUACAGCCAGCAAAGUCUGAUCAAGGAUAGUUCAAGCGUCACCAAAGAGGUAGAUAGUAGUUCUGCACUGCUCACUGUAGAAUAACUUUCCUGUGAACCCAUUAAGUUUAAAUUGUGAGGGAAGCAAGGUUCUAGUAAAUUCAAAGGAAACAUAACCACUUAAGUUUCAAUUAAAUGUUGCCAACAGA